UUCAUUUACAGGCAACCAAACAUCUGACACCCGGUCCUGAGAGCUUGCAUCUGUGCUGUCAUGAUUGACACCACUGACUUCCCUCAGGAUCUUAAUUAGUGUGUCUUCUGACGGUACUACAGAGAUGACUUGGAUGCGGCACCUGACCUGUCUGUGGAUUCUGUUCGCCACACACAAUGGAUGUGUUUACAGUGACAUUCAGUUCCUUGAGAGGCAGGAGGGCCAAUCUGUGGUUCUGCCCUGUGCGGUCGAACCGAGAGCGCCUCCGCCCUUCGGCUGGUCCCUGAUGCGCAGCUGGUUGCAUCACGGUAAGGUGAUGUACAUGCACACCAAGACCGAAGCCCACGUAUUCAAUGCCGACGACAAAAACCGCACCAGGGUCAGCGGGGACCCGAGCAGCCACUCUCUGAACGUGACCAUCUCUGAUCUGAGGGCCAGCGACACAGACCGCUACUACUGCGAGUUCGUGGUGGACAACCCGAGCCACGAAGAUUUACGACUGCCUGGAAAGACUGAGUUCUUCCUCCUCGUGACUGCUGAUGCCCCUGGGUUGCCGGGGCUGGUAGAGACGUGUGCUGGGGGCUCGGCCGUGCUCCCCUGUCUCCCCCCGGGUGGGGAGGGCUUGGCUGUGGAGGGGGUGAGCCUGAAGCGGCAGAGGGGCCAGGCAGCUGUGGAGGUGUUGUACCACUCAAAGCGUCACCACAGCAGCAGCCAUCCCUCCCACUCCUCCUCCCAGUUUCCUGUCGAGAAGGUCCAUCUCUCCUCUGCGCCCGGCCCCGGUGGCAUCACCUACAACCUGACCCUGCAGCAGCUGCAGCCGGACGACAGCGGCCUGUACAGCUGCCAGCUGCUCCUGCGGGGCCGGCCCGACAGCAGCACCCGUCUAGGGAGACAAGCGGUCCUUGUUUCUGUGCAAGGAGGUCAGUGCAGCUGCUCCAGCUACUCCUCUCUGCUGUACGCCUUGUCCUCGGCCGUGGCCAUCCUCCUCCUCUUCCUCCUCCUCGCCUUCGUGGUGAUAUAUAAAGGCAAAUCUCGCCGCAGUGUCAAGUCACACCCUCAGGCCCCCAUCUACGAGGAGAUGACCGGGGUGCAGGCUGCAAGCCGUAAGCUGGGCCCUCUCCAUCUGGAGGAAACGCAGUCUUCCGAGUACAGGAACUGCCCCGUGAAGAAAUCCUGCUCUGAAAACUAUUACGAAAGCCCCAGGAAGAAUUCUCUGAAAUAAAAAAAAUAAAUAAAUAAAAUGUCUUCUUCCACAGGAUUCUCUUUAUCUCAUUUGUACCGGAUUGCUGAUAAUCUGACAGAUUGUUUACAUUUGGGUAUUUUCUUCAAGCCUUUAAUUUCCUGUAAAACGCAAUUUAGAAAUUAGAAUUACAACUGCCAUGUGUUUUUUUGUAAAAGAAGUCAUGUUUACAUUGAAUUAUUCUCACCAAAAGGCAUUGGGUUCAGGUUGAAUUCAUUCCCUGACGCAUAUGUGAAGAGCAGAUUUUUGGAAGUAUUUGAAACCUAUGCUCAGUUGCCAGUUUAUCAGGUAAACCUAGGUGAGACUCAUAUAAUAAAUACUCCCUUUCAUGAGGGUCAUAAUAUUGGGUUUACAUUUGAACAGAGGGAUUACUGAGCAGAUUUCCUGGAUGGGUCUCGUCCCAGAAUAGACCAUGUUAACGUCAGUACUGGUCACCCAGGAAUUUAUUGUGAGGGCAUAUUUUCUUUUCUUUCUUUCUUUCUUUCUUUCUUUCUUUCUUUCUUUCUUUCUUUCUUUCUUUCUUUCUUUCUUUCUUUCUUUCUUUCUUUCUUUUCUUUUUUCUUUUCUUUUUUUUUUUUUUUACAUUUUGUUAAUUUGAGUAAUGCAUCAAUCUUGAUUUUAACUUGAACUUAUUUAGUGUGCUGGUAUCUAUGAGGGGCUGUUGGGCUUUUGGCGGGGGUUCAGAGUACAUGACCAAAAAAAUAAAUAUUGAGAAAUGUG
Acanthopagrus latus (yellowfin seabream) is the source of this 1960-nucleotide messenger RNA. It is a transcript of the gene cd7al, whose product is annotated as cd7 antigen-like. Gene Ontology annotation, cellular component: membrane. Bases 125 to 1222 code for a protein of 365 amino acids. Lineage: Eukaryota; Metazoa; Chordata; Actinopteri; Spariformes; Sparidae. The record is from RefSeq and is a predicted model, not a curated record. Gene Ontology annotation, biological process: adaptive immune response. The transcript is spliced from 5 exons. Gene Ontology annotation, molecular function: signaling receptor activity.